ACCGAUCCUGUGAAGCCCGUCAACCACCCUCUCUCUCUCUCUCUCUCUCUCUCUCUAUUUACUCACAGUGAUUCUAUUUUCUCUCUCUAUCUAUCUCUUGUAUCUCACUCCCCAAAUCCAUAUUCUGUAGUCAUUUUCCCUUGCCAUUAACUCCACAACUCUCUCCCCCUCCAUUGCUUCAUCUACACUCUCUCUCUCUUCUGUGUAGCUCUCCCACCCAAACCUAACGUUAAAUCUGAGCAUUAAUUUUGUGUGUGUAUAUAUAUAUAUAUAUAUAUAUAUAUAUAUUUGUAUAUGCCCUUUGCCGUUAUGUGUUAAUGGGAAAUUGCUGCAGGGUUUGUAUAUAUAGUUCCUAUGGUUGAUCUUCGAACCCCAUUAGCCUGAGAGAGGGAGAGAUGGAGGUGCAGCAAUCGCGGACGGAAAAUCGGGCCAUGACCUUCGACGAGGUGUCCAUGGAAAGAAGCAAGAGCUUUGCCCGGGCCUUGCAGGAACUCAAGAACUUACGACCUCAACUUUAUUCUGCUGCUGAAUAUUGUGAAAAGUCUUACCUUCAUAGUGAGCAAAAACAGAUGGUACUAGACAACCUGAAAGAUUAUGCAGUAAGAGCACUUGUAAACGCUGUUGAUCACCUUGGUACCGUUGCAUACAAAUUAAAUGACCUUCUUGAGCAGCAAACCCUAGAUAUUUCGACAAUGGAGCUAAAGGUUGUCUCUCUAAAUCAGCAACUUCUUACCUGCCAAACAUACACGGAUAAAGAAGGUCUUAGGCAGCAGCAAUUGUUAGCAUUCAUCCCAAGACAUCACAAGCACUAUAUUUUACCAAAUUCUGUCAACAAGAAGGUACAUUUCAGUCCACAAAAUUGGACAAAUCCUAGGCAAAAUCAUAUUCAAGCAAGAGCUUAUCUUCAUCCCUCAGAUACCCCUGCAUCAAAAACUCUUUCCUGGCAUUUAGCCUCAGAAACAAAGUCUACCUCAAAAGGGAGCCAACAUGCUGCGACAAGCUCUGAAGAUGCAAAAACUUCUGGAAAAACUUCUGGCAUCUUUCAUCUUUUGAAUGCUGAGGAGAGCACACGGACAAGGUCCCCAGCAACUCAUCUUCAGUUGCAGAGUGGUGCCCCUGCUACCAGUCCCAUUAUGCAAACAUUCGGUCUCACACGAAGGGGGUUUUCAGAGGGCUCCAAACCUUUGACGGCUUUAAGGUCAUUUGGUCAGGCACAUCGGCAUGAGAUUGUCCGUGCACCUGUUCGCAGCAAAAGCAUGCUGUCAACUUUCUUUGUUAAACAGAAAACAAAGUUGAAGACGAGCAGAGUCUCAUGAUUCAAGGUUGAAGCUAAUCAAGGAACCUUCUUAUCAUCUGUUCAUUUGUUGCUCGAUAUUGACUUCUCCUCAUUUCUCCAAUCCCUUUUUGGCUGUUCAAUUAUAAGCAAAAGGUAGAGCUUCUGUUAAUGAAGAUGAUCAGAAUCGUCUGCCUGUGGAAUGGAUUCCUACAGAGACUAGUUGGUGCAAGUUAUUCAAAGCCUGGUGUGAGAUCUGAUUGUGAUUUAUCAGUGUUGAGAAGCAUGUACAUUGUUAUUCAUGAAAAUGGUUUGUAUUGAUAUAGUUACAUUGUCCAUGGGAUGAUCUGUCAACUACGUUGGAUUAGCUGCAUUAGCCUGUCAAAUUUUCAGAUGUUCAUGGGAGUGACUCUUGUAAAUUUGUUCAUCAUAAUUUCUGUGAAGACAGCUUGAUGCCAGAGACUUUAUGAUGGCUAUCGAGAGCCAUGCAUCCAUAUUUGUGCUUUUGGGUUGCUACAUAUGCCUUUUUCUUAGGCUUUAUUUUGAUGAUUUUAUUCAUGUCCA
Messenger RNA from Malania oleifera, 1837 nucleotides. RefSeq names its product protein ABIL1. The transcript is spliced from 9 exons. The coding region runs from base 396 to 1316 and encodes 306 amino acids. NCBI's taxonomy places the organism in Eukaryota, Viridiplantae, Streptophyta, Magnoliopsida, Santalales, Ximeniaceae. The record is from RefSeq and is a predicted model, not a curated record.